Molecule: messenger RNA, 1152 nt
Organism: Dissoconium aciculare CBS 342.82
Lineage: Eukaryota; Fungi; Ascomycota; Dothideomycetes; Mycosphaerellales; Dissoconiaceae
Exons: 2
Coding region: 364-1026 (220 amino acids)
Molecular function (GO): protein binding
Source: RefSeq, a predicted model, not a curated record
AUAAAGCUCGUUCGUCGGUCCUUGAAGCUAGCUCUUGGCAGCCGGCGUAUGACUCCUUGCGUCAACAGAUCAUUUAAUCUCAAAGUUUUGUUCAGCCACCAACUUCUUGAGCGCUGAUGCUACUGAAACCCUGUCGUUAAUACUCACUGCUGAUGCUUCUUGCGAUCUUGUCGCCAAUCACGCCCGCCAUUCAAGCGCUCCGCUACGAUUAUCGAAAUGGAGAAGUUCAUCACGUCAGACGGGAGUGAUCUUGACACAAUCCUCACAGGCACCAGAUUUUUCACGGUGAGAACGGCGAUGUCGGAGUAAGCUCGUUCAGACACUCUUGUGGUUGCGCUGUUCUCAAAGACUAGAAAUAGCCUCAUGGACGGAUCAUAUGCCGAUUACGAAGUCAAGUGCGAAGACACAGUGUGGAGAGUUCACCGCGCGAUCCUCGGGCCCAGAUCGGCUUUCUUCGCCACAUGCUUCGAGAACUUUCACGAAUCAACAUGUGGCUCCGUUGAGCUCAAGGAAGUCGCCGGCGGUGCGCCGAUCGUCGAAAUGGCCCUCAAAUAUGUCUACACCCUGGAGUACCCCCGUGACACCAAAUGUCAGCCCUUCACACAUCACGCCCUGCUCUUCAUUUUCGCGGAUGUCUAUCAGAUCCCUGAUCUCAGCCUCAUGGCAACUGCGGAGUUUCGCAAACAGACCUUACGAAGUUCGACGAAGCUGUCUUUGAAAGACAUUUUCCAGAGCACGAGGAUUCUGUACACUCUCUGUGCAGGUCACCAUCUGAUACACCGAAUUUGUGCCAUUAUCUUCAGCAGUGUGGUAAAAAAAGUGUACGCACGAGGAAGCAAGGAGCUAGUCGAGCAUCUACAAGGUCUGCUUGAAUCCAUGCCGCGCAUCUCUGCGCAGCUUUGCAAGACACUUGCGAUGGCGCCCCAAGGCGGGGGAUCAGAGCCCAUUGCAAGCCAUGCCUCUGAAUGUUGGGAGGAGGAGCCAAUGGCAAAGCACAUACUACAAAGUAAGCACGAGCUGCGUUGAGUCCUGUCAUACCUCUGCCAUGCUCUCGAAUAAAAGCGUUCACAGGUAUCAUUUGAGUUCUCCCGUAAUGAACAUGGCAUUGUACGGGCUGCUCAAGCUGUGGAACGAGAGCAUCAGUAGUUCCUA